CACAACACCGGAAGUGCCGCUGCUUCUGUUUGCGCUCGCGGUGUCUCCCUGCAGCGUCUCCCAGCGCUUUAGUGCGGCGUCGCUGGUCUGAGCCGAGCGCGGUCACACCUGGGGGGACCGAGGCGAGCAGUUUGGCGACUGAAGCAGCACCGACAGCUCUAGAUUUAAUCACUUGAGGAAUGUGGUUUCAUUAGGAAGGUUGCCCAGACCUGGAAGUUUGCAGUAAUUUCAACUUCAAGUUUACUUUCACCAACUUUCGAAGCAGAAAAGAUAUCAUGGCUACAGGCGGGUUUAAGUCAAACGCGGCCACUGACUUUUUGGAGGAGUGGAAGGCAAAACGGGAGAAAAUGAGGGCCAAAAUGUUGGGGGACAUUGCAGCAGCCACUGGAAUAGUCCCCCUGAGCCCCACCAGCAGCAACAGCCGCUUGGGUGCUCCGCCGGGCACCGAGCUCAGCAGCUCCUCCGCUGGGAACUUCCGGACCUCUCCCUCCGGCGGCGCGCUGAACAGAGCCGAGGAAGAGGCGCACCAAGCGGCCGCACCCGCAGCCGCCACCCAGGGGAGCAACCUGAAGACGGCCCCGCCUCAGACAGAGAAGGCUCGGUGCGCUUCGCCGGACUCCAGCUCGAUGAUGGCGUGCAAUGACAGUGACAAGGACUAUCCGUCACCAUCUCCCAGCAAGGGGAAAGAGAAGAAAAACUCAGGUCCCAGUGCAAGGAAGGGGAAAGGACAGAUCGAGAAGAGGAAGUUAAGGGAAAAGAGGAGAUCAACAGGUGUUGUCAGCAUACCGUCCAAUGAGAGUCUGGAUGAGCUGGAUGACGAUGAUACUGGAGAGAAAGACAGAAGGGAGGAAGAGGAUCUGGUUCAGGCCAACACAUUCCAGAAUGAGUCUCUGACAGCUGACCCGGCCACCGGCGACCUACUGGAAACCCCGAGAGCUGGAUCUGGACUUUAUAAGAGCUCUGCAAGACAGGCGAGUGAAGAGGAGGACGGUGGGAACAGCAGACAGCGAGAAAACCGCCACAGCAGAGAGGGUGGGGGUGGAAGUCUGGAGAAGAGGGUGGAGGAGCUGGAGAGGGAGCUGGCCUUUGUGCUACAGGAACAAUCCAGGUUGCUGAAGACCCUGCAAGACAAAGAUGAGGUCAUUGAGAAGCAGAAGGAGGAAAUCGAAUUGCUGAACCUGGACCUGGAUGAGAUUGAAGAUGAGAAUGAGCAGCUCAAACAGGAGAACAAGACUCUGCUGAAAGUGGUGGGACAGCUAACAAGGUAGAGCUGCUCUGAGCGGCCCAGACACGGAGCAGCGACCAGACCUAUCUCCCUGGCGUCCUGCUGGAGGUCAAGUCCUGCAGCGUGGCCUUAUAUCUGUUUUCAUUUGGUGUAGAUUUAAUUUAGCUUCUCAUUCGAGUUGGACUCUGGUUAUUUGCCUCUUUUUUUCAAUGUAUCCCUCUAUAAAUUUUGGAAUGUUUUGUACCCAACUUUUGUAAGUACAGAAUGGAGCCAAUCGGAUGUUUCAUGCCAACUUUGUCAAUUCAUACCUGACAGGAAGAGUUUAAAAUCCUUUUCUAGAAUCCUAAUGCUAAUGAAGUAGGGACGUUGUGUAAAUGUAAAUAAAAACAGAAUACAAUGAUUUGCAAAUACUGUUUAACCUAUAUGAAGUUGAAUACACUAUAAAGACAACAUAUUUAAUGUUCAAACUGAUCAACUUUUAUUUUAUUUGCACAUAUUCACUAAAUUUGAAUUUACCAUUGAUACAUUACCUUUCCUUUAACAACACUCAGUAAGCAUUUGGGAACUAAGGACACUAAUUGUUUAAACUUUCUAGGUGGUAUUCUUUCACAUUUUUGCUUGAUAUAUAGUUUUUUUUUCAUGUUGUAUUUUGCACUUCAUAAUGUGCCACAUUUUCAAUGCACAUCUGUGAA
Girardinichthys multiradiatus is the source of this 1917-nucleotide messenger RNA. It is a transcript of the gene pawr, whose product is annotated as PRKC, apoptosis, WT1, regulator. The record is from RefSeq and is a predicted model, not a curated record. Gene Ontology annotation, cellular component: cytoplasm. Lineage: Eukaryota; Metazoa; Chordata; Actinopteri; Cyprinodontiformes; Goodeidae. The coding region runs from base 276 to 1268 and encodes 330 amino acids. Gene Ontology annotation, biological process: apoptotic process; positive regulation of apoptotic process. The transcript is spliced from 7 exons.